Molecule: messenger RNA, 749 nt
Organism: Actinia tenebrosa (Australian red waratah sea anemone)
Lineage: Eukaryota; Metazoa; Cnidaria; Anthozoa; Actiniaria; Actiniidae
Source: RefSeq, a predicted model, not a curated record
CCGCUGCAAAACGCAAUGCGCAUGCGCUAAAAUAUUAUUUGUUUUGUAAACGAACCUUGCUGCCAUAGCGCGAAAUUCAAAAAGCCGAAGCGAAUAAAGCAAAGCCGAUCGAGAAAUUCUCAGAGUAGCUAGAGUGUCAUAUUUACAAUAACAUACUUUUUGCACCACAUAGUUUUACGUUUGCACCAAAGGAGAAAAUGAAGGGUAAAGUGGGUCGCGUGCCGUCGAGUACUGCUAUCGCUACUAUCGUGUUGUUGUUUUUACGAGUGGUAGUCUUAAUGCAUGGUUCAAACAAGACUGGUAUAUGCAUGAGGGCUGAAAAAACAAGAACAGGAAGGGCUUGCCAAGGCAGACUGUACACGGUGAAUUCGGAGAUAAGUAGAGUAAAACUGUUGCCGAUAAAUUCCCGGCUUUGUCGGUACCAUUGGGAUGUCGCACGGAGGGAAAACCUACGAUGUGCUUGUCCAAAACAAGACUAUUUCAAGCACUCAAGACUAAAUGCGAACAAAAUACCACAAAGAUUUUACGCUGUAUUUGGUCGUUGGUGCAAUUUAUGCAAACAAACAGCAGACGAAGACUUUAARAACCACCAGCUAUACGCAUCGGCAGCGCGAGCAAAAGAAUGUGACAAAGAAAACGAAGACCAAGCAGGGAAAACCUCCGAAGUAUUAUCAAGUCCACUUCAGGUGGUGACUCCUAAACAUGUUUUGAAAGCGUUUCUCCUUUUUUUAUUACUAUUUUUUUCAUAA